UUCGAGCAGAAGGGCACGCGCACUCUACAGUCACGAAUCUCCCACUGCAGCUCUCACUGUAGUAAACAUGGCGAUGAAGGCGCUUCGAGGAAUGGUGAACGGAGCUAUGAAUGAGCUCUCUUUAGCUGUCACCGGGAAUAAAACGGCCGCUUCCAGAGAACACGCCUUGGCCGUUAACCGUGACUACAUCUCCCAGCCGAGGUUGACCUAUAAAACAGUGUCUGGUGUGAAUGGGCCUCUUGUGAUUCUGGACCACGUGAAGUUCCCCAGGUAUGCUGAGAUCGUCCACCUCACCCUCCCAGAUGGAACCAAGAGGAGUGGGCAGGUCCUGGAGGUUACUGGGUCCAAGGCUGUGGUGCAGGUGUUUGAAGGAACAUCUGGUAUUGAUGCUAAAAAGACAAGCUGUGAGUUUACAGGAGAUAUUCUGCGCACACCUGUGUCAGAGGACAUGCUAGGUCGUGUGUUUAACGGAUCGGGCAAGCCUAUCGACAAAGGCCCUCCCGUGAUGGCAGAGGACUUCCUGGAUAUUAUGGGCCAGCCGAUAAACCCCCAGUGUCGUAUUUAUCCCGAGGAGAUGAUUCAGACUGGCAUUUCAGCCAUUGACGGCAUGAACAGCAUCGCCAGGGGGCAGAAAAUACCCAUCUUCUCUGCUGCAGGUCUACCACACAACGAGAUAGCAGCCCAGAUCUGCCGGCAGGCAGGCUUGGUGAAGAAGUCGAAGGACGUGAUGGACUACAGCGAGGAGAACUUCGCCAUUGUAUUCGCCGCCAUGGGCGUCAACAUGGAGACAGCCCGCUUCUUCAAGUCGGACUUUGAGGAGAACGGUUCCAUGGACAACGUGUGUCUGUUCCUCAACCUGGCCAACGACCCCACGAUUGAGCGUAUUAUAACACCGCGCCUAGCUCUGACAUCAGCAGAGUAUCUGGCCUAUCAGUGUGAGAAGCACGUCCUCGUCAUCCUCACUGACAUGAGCUCCUACGCAGAAGCUCUCAGAGAGGUGUCCGCAGCCAGAGAGGAGGUGCCAGGUCGUCGUGGUUUCCCUGGUUACAUGUACACAGAUCUGGCUACGAUCUACGAGCGUGCCGGGAGAGUAGAGGGACGCAACGGAUCCAUCACUCAGAUUCCCAUCCUCACCAUGCCCAACGACGACAUCACCCACCCCAUCCCUGAUCUGACGGGCUACAUCACCGAGGGCCAGAUCUACGUAGACAGACAGCUGCACAACCGACAGAUUUACCCGCCCAUAAACGUGCUGCCCUCCCUGUCCCGUCUGAUGAAGUCUGCCAUCGGAGAGGGCAUGACACGCAGAGAUCACUCAGACGUCUCCAACCAGCUGUAUGCAUGUUAUGCUAUUGGUAAGGAUGUUCAGGCCAUGAAGGCUGUUGUAGGAGAAGAGGCCCUCACUGCCGACGAUCUGCUCUACCUGGAAUUCCUGCAGAAGUUUGAGAGGAACUUCAUUUCCCAAGGUGCCUACGAGAACAGGAGUGUGUACGAGACCCUGGACAUCGGCUGGCAGCUGAUGAGAAUCUUCCCCAAAGAGAUGCUGAAGAGGAUUCCUCAAAGCACCCUGGCCGAGUUCUACCCCCGUGACUCCAAACACUAACAUGCUGAACAAACACACGCACGCACGCGCGCACGCGCGCACACACACGCACGCUUGUCUCCUCUCCUGCCCUCUCCAUCUGUGUUGGUAUUGCUUGAGUCAACUCACCCGCCCUGUGGCUCCUGUAAGCUUCAUCGAACCCGAUAUAACACCCCCUAAACACGCACACACACUCGUCAAACAGGUCGUCGCUGAGCCUGUAAGCGACAGAGGGGCCAGGAUGCAUCGCGGGACAUGUCGCAUGACCCAAGGAGAGCGAUGGGACGUUUAACAGGGAUGUUCGCUGGUUUAAGUGACGAUCUACCAAAGCUGUCGACCAGGGCAACCUAGACUGUGAGGAGGAGGAGGAGGAGGGAGAGGAGGAGGCGG
This is a messenger RNA of Osmerus eperlanus (European smelt), 1972 nucleotides long. It is a transcript of the gene atp6v1b2b, whose product is annotated as ATPase H+ transporting V1 subunit B2. Gene Ontology annotation, biological process: proton transmembrane transport; vacuolar acidification; ATP metabolic process. Gene Ontology annotation, molecular function: ATP binding; proton-transporting ATPase activity, rotational mechanism. NCBI's taxonomy places the organism in Eukaryota, Metazoa, Chordata, Actinopteri, Osmeriformes, Osmeridae. Bases 68 to 1603 code for a protein of 511 amino acids. The transcript is spliced from 13 exons. Gene Ontology annotation, cellular component: proton-transporting V-type ATPase, V1 domain. The record is from RefSeq and is a predicted model, not a curated record.